Messenger RNA from Acanthaster planci (crown-of-thorns starfish), 4319 nucleotides. RefSeq names its product heparan sulfate glucosamine 3-O-sulfotransferase 1-like. The record is from RefSeq and is a predicted model, not a curated record. NCBI's taxonomy places the organism in Eukaryota, Metazoa, Echinodermata, Asteroidea, Valvatida, Acanthasteridae. Gene Ontology annotation, molecular function: [heparan sulfate]-glucosamine 3-sulfotransferase activity.
UUCACCAAGAGCCAAUAACGUAAAAUAAAGAAAACAAGUCAUUAAAAAUACAAACCAAUACAUGACAUUAAGAUCACGGACAUUAAAAACAGUAAGCUUAAACUUAAAAGUGGGAAUUACAUUAAAACAACGCUGAAAUUGAAAAUAAGAACAGGUAAAAAACCCAACAAACACAAGAGUUAACUGGUCAAAAAAUCAUAAAGGGGGUUCUUAAACACGUUCAGUGACAUACUUUCAACAAAUUGUUCGAGUAGGCUAUUCCACUCAUUUGCUUUCAACAAAUUGUUCGAGUAGGCUAUUCCACUCAUUUGCUAUGUGAACAAAAUAGGAAUAUUUAAAACAGUCAGUUUGGGCGAAAGGAAUAUCGAGUUUGAACCUGUUAUCAUUUCGUCCAAUUCUCGAGGCUGACUGAAUUUUUUAAGUGCCUCAAUAUUAAGGAACCCCUUCAACACCUUAAAACACAUCACCAAAGGCAAGGACUUUCUUCUGGUUUUAAGGUCAGUCCAGCCAAGAUAAUCCUAUAAUGUGUCAAAGCUACUAUGCCAAUCUCUACAGGUAAAUCCGACAUUCGAUUUUUGGACACGUUCUAAAACAGCUGAGUGGUUAAGUCUGUAAGGGUCCCAGGCUAUACAACAGGAAUCUAAUCGAGAUCGAAUGAGCGAAAUGUAAAGUUUCUUCAAUAUGUUAGUUGGGUAAUUUACGAAAUUACGUUUAAUAAGCCCCAGUGUUUUAAUGGACCUGGGGUAUAUCUUGACAGUGAUCAUUCCAGUUUAAUUUAUCAUUAAUUUUAAUCAUCACUCCCAAAUAUCUUUCACAAUUUGCAAACGUUAAUGCGUUAUUUCUAAUAUAAUACAAAUGUUGACAAGGAUGGCGUUUUCUCGACUUUACACUUGUCGACGUUGAAAUCCAAUUUCCACCGAUCUGACCAUUUGCACUGUGAAUUUAAGUCGGAUUGCAGGGUGCCAGCGUCUUCAUCUGUAAUAACUGGUCGAUAUAAAACACAAUUAUCUACAUAUAACCGAAUAGUGGAUGGAAUAUUCUCGGAGAUAUCAUUAAUAAAACAGAAAUAAAACUGGACCAAGAAUGGUACCCUGAGGAACACCAGAUUUCACCCUGGACCAAGAUGAGAAGCGACCAUUAACAUGCACUCUUGGCUGUCUAUCUCGGAUAAAAUUCAUAAUCCACUUGACGUUUGAGCCUUUAAUACCAUAAGUGAUAAGUUUUUUGUACAGAGGGUCAUAAGUCAUCUGUCAAAGGCUUUAGCAAAGUCCAGGAAGACAAUAUCAACACUGUACCCUACUGCUCCAAUCAUCAAUGGCAUCUAUUAAUUAUCACAGGAACGUUUGGCUCUAAAACCUUGUUGAUUUUCAUCAAGAAUUUUUUUAUUAUUAUUAUUAAGAUGGUUGAUAGGCCUGUUGCAAAUAAUUCUUUCUAGGGUUUUACUCAAGACAGAUGUGAGUGAGAUGGGACUGUAAUUAUUAGGAUCAUCCGGUCGCCUUUCUUAAAACACGGGGACCACAUGGGCUCUUCGCCAUUCAUCAGGAAUAGCACCUGUUUCUAAAGAGAUAUAGAAUAGUUUACAGAGUGAAGGUGCUAGGUACUCCGCUCCCUCCUUCAGAAUCCUGGGAGAGAUAUUGUCAGGACCUUGACAUUUACUUACAUCAAUAUCCUUAAGUAAUUUACAAAACUGCAAAGAGUUACUUUAAACUCCUUUAAAAGCUCAACUCCCGAAAAACUACAUGACGGCGAUAUCGGUAAAAAUGUCGAGGGGUUGGAUUCCACCCCCGACUCCCCUUGUAGGGUUUUAUAGUCAGAUAGUACUAGUCUUGUUAGUGACCAGACUGAGGAACCAUGAGGAAAAAUCUAUUUUGAGGCAGGAUCAGUCUUUCGAUGGAAAUCUACAGCCAUUUAUACCAACGCAUAGCAGUAUCUCUCUAAGGCAGUGCCGGAAACAUUUACAUUCCUUACUCGCACUGGAUGAUUCGAAUGACAUGUUUUUGUUAUCAAAAAGACGCGGAAACAAAGUAGCUUUAUGUCGUUACAAUGAUUGUACACAUAACUUGCAUACUGCUGAUGCAAGAGCGGGCACGCCCACCUUGUGAAGAAUCAACGCACAGCAAGGCAGCGCCGGAUUCAGUCGCACUAGCUGACGGUGAAUUUCUUGUUAUGUUGCAAGCUUGUAAUGUCUCCUCUCACAUCGCUUAGAUGUUUGCUGCAACUACAGUUCUUGGAGUCAAGGUUUCUUUGUGCCAAUGUUUGAGUCCAGUCCGCCUUGCAGUUUGGCAGGGACACUUGCUAAGACUGGGAACUCUUCAAAAAACGAAAGGCUCUAACCAGCUGUGAUGAUGUCUUCUGGCAACCUGAAGAUCAAGGGUUUUAUCCUUGCACUGUGCAUGGCAUCCUUUAUUCUGGACCGUUUUCUCAUUCCAUCCCAACUAGUUGAAAUGAAGGGAGUUGGGAACGGGAUGGUUGUGCCCCCUGUCAGUCGCUUGAAACCAGAGAAGGUAACAGGGUCACAUUUCCCCUAUGAAAGCAAAAUCAGCUCUGACCUCUUGAUUCCUGCGUUGUAUCGAGUCCCGUAUAAGGACAUCCGUUAUAAGGAUGGGAAGCUGGUGAUUGGUGACAAGAAGGUUACAGACGGUAGAUGGCCAAUCCUGGCCAAUCCUAAUGAUCAGCGAUACUUGGCAAAAGUUAAUGACUCACAAGCAGCCCAGAUGUUGGGAAUGGUGGUCAAGUUAAUUCCUCCUGAUAUUAUGUCAUCCGUGGCGCACCAAAAGGGCCUGAAAUACGACAAACGGAAGAGUACAGUGACAUGGCCAAGUCGGGUUGCAGUCCAGACAAAAUGGGACGUUCUCAUAAGCGGCAUGCAACAUCUUGGCUACGAACAACGCCUGCCAACUAUAAUCUGCCUCGGUGUCAAAAAGAGCGGCACCACGGCUUUUCUUCACGACUUGGCACGACAUCCGCAAAUUGUGCGCACCAUAUGGGACGAGGUGCAUUACUUCAGCCUCAACUACGACAAAGGCAUCGGCUAUUACCGGUCCAGGAUGGGGUUUUCCACCAUCUCGCAGGCUCAGCUGGAAAAAUCGCCGUCAUAUUUCGUCACCAAGGAAGUACCGGGACGGAUACUGAAGGACCUGCCGACCGAUGUUAAAUUUGUGCUGUGCGUCCGAGAUCCGGUGGAGCGGAUCAUAUCAGACUUCAGACACGAGUACGAGCUGAAGCUACACCGUGGUCGAGCAGUGGUCGACAUGAUAAGAGCGAGUAGAGAAACUCCUGCCUCACAAGCGAUGCACUUUGUGGAAACGAUCUUCAACAGCACUGGAGAUGUAGAUCCGUCCACGGGGUUUGUUGAUGAGAGCACUUACUCCAAGCACAUGAAGAACUGGUUGAAGAGCUUCCCGAGAGAUCGAUUCUACGUUUUGAGCCACGAGCGCGUAAAUGAAGACUUGUUCGGCGAGCUGAAGAACAUCGAGGAGUUUCUGGGUCUGGAGCCGUUUUACGAGAGAAGCAUGUUCUAUUACGAUGAAGAGAGAAAGGCGCCUUGUAUGUCCGCUGGUUGCCCGCCCAAAAGCACCCCAGGAUUUCUCCCUAAAGCAGACCUCAGUCAGGACAUCAUUCAAAAACUGAGGGAAUACUUUCGGCCACUUAAUCAGGAAUUUGAGGAGCUUACACAGAUGAAUUUUUCUUGGACGAAUCUCUAAGCGGAUGGAUCACACUUAUGGAAAAUCGAUAAAAUUUUCGAGAACUGGCCGGAAUAAAACCAAACAAUUGUAUUUUGUUUUAAAAGAAACAUUUCAAAAUGACUUUAUAUUUGGACUUUGCAAGUUGACAUAAAUGAACUCCUUGGUAAGGUUGGAGAUAUAUAAAAUAAUUAUCAAAAGGUUUAUCAUCUUUCUCUAUUUUGCAUGAUUUUUUCAUUGAUCAACUAUAACGUUACUGCAAACACUUGCAGACAUGAAAUUCUGAUUUAGAAGUCAUCUCUUAUGGAAAACUCUGCCAUGAUGGAUACAGUUUAUCCGAACACUUUCAGACGUAACCUCCAUGGUUUAUGGCACCGUCAAAAGAAAUAUUUGUUAUUAACUUUAUAUCUCCAUGAAAGAAGACCGUUGUUUCAAUUGAAAUUUAAUUUUAAUGUAAGUAUUUUUUAAUUAUUUUUAUAUCUUAAAUAUUCAAUUAUAUUUGUUUUUAAAAUCGGUUUGGUUUACUAAAGAAAUGGUACAAAAGGUACCAAAUAUACUAGAAGAUCUUUACAACUGUGGAAACAAACUUGAAUGGAUACAAGCUGAUACUACGUUUAUAAAGGAAAGUGAAAGUCA